AUCAUACCAACAAUCUCAAUAUCAUUCUUAAGGAAAACACAGGUGCCCCCAUUGGAGUAACUUCUUCAGAACAUUAUUUUUUUAUCCUAUACCUUACACAGUGUUUGUGAACCUAAUAUCGGAAGUACAUGCUAGCAUGACCAAGGAAUCCAUCAUAACCUUUACAUUUACCGCAGAAUUCACAUGUUUCACCUCUGUGAUGCAACCUAUGACAGGCCAGCUUUGGAACUGUUUCCUUAGACAGCAACCACAUAUUCUUGACCUACGUCUUUCACUACGAUCAGUGGACUCAGAUAUGAACCGAUCACUGCAAUGUCUACAAAGACUUCCAUGAGUGUACUUGUACUUUUCCCACACUUUAUCGGUUACAACCUACAUCUAAUAAUGUAAAAUAGGUUAUAAUUUUAAAAGACAACCCACACUUAUACAGUGUAGCUAAAACUUUAAAUAUUACCCCCACAGUAGGAAGUAAGGAUGAACCGAUUUAAAAGGGUAGCACUAGAAACAGCAUAUAUGCGGUGACUUCACAAAGUUGACAGAAGCCUUUUCAUACCUUAGUCUACCGCUGGGGAAGGAUACUUUUUCUACAUAACAAAGCUUAUCGAUCAACCUAAAGUACUAUGUGACCCAAUUUUUGGAAUCACAUAGGGACCACUACUGAACUAUGAAGUGUACCCAUACCUAGGGGGGAGUCAGACUAUCAAAUAUGAAUGACAUAAUUAAAUGAAUUAAAAAAAGAAUUAAAACAAGAAUUAAAAAAAGAAUUAAAAAAAAAAUUACCAAUAUAGUAGGAACAACCAUGGACUCACCAUCACUCUUCACAAUUGGAACUAUCACAAAGUGUAUAGCACUACUUCCCCAUCAGAUGGGUAACAACAUACUAGCCAACAUCAGAAGCAAUCUAGAUGAAGCAGUACUAGGAAAAUGUUGCGGGGAUCACGGGAUAGUCACAUCAAUCCACGGGAUAGAAAACUUAUACGGUGGAGUAAUCAUACCUAAGGAUACAACAGCGUCAGCAUACUUCACGGUGAAAUUCCUGUGCACCCUAUGUAGACCAGUGGAAGGGAUAAUUGUAGACGCGCAAAUAACAAAGAUCACAGCGAAUGUACCAGUACUAACAUCACCUCCAGUUGACAUCAUAGUUACAAAUACCAACCUCCCCCCAGAGUUACACAGGGAUAAGGAAGGCAAUCUUUUUAACACAACAAUGAUGAAGAUAGGUGACACAUGUAGAGUGAGAAUCAUCGAUAGCAUCCUCACAGAUUCAAGUGCAAGGAUCACCACAAUCGGUCACAUAGUCAACACGGGCCAACAAGAGGAGCAGACAACAGUCAAACAUUCAACAGCAACAUACAGUAGAUGAUUCACAUAGUGUAGACAUUUACAUAGACAUCUACAUCUACAUAGACAUCUACAUAGACAUCCACAUAGACAUCUACAUAGAUGUCUACAUAGAUGAACCCACUCAUUUCAUAGUAAAUUUGAGACAUCUCAGUAGACACCUCACAAGGAGAUCAUAGUUAUCUCACAAGUAGAUUUAAGACAUCUCAGUAGAUAUCUCACAAGCAGAUUUAAGACAUCUCAGUAGAUAUCUCACCAGUAGACUUAAGACAUCUCAGUAGAUACCUCACAAGUAGAUUGCAGAUAUCUCACCAGUAGAUUUAAGACAUCUCAGUAGAUAUUUCACAAGCAAAUUUAAGAUACCUCACAAGUAGAUCCCCAGUUUAUUCUAGACAUCUCAACAGCAAACUCCAAGGUAUCUAUCAAGUAAAAUCCUAGUAGAUCCAAGAUAUCUUACAAGUAGAAAUUAAGUAAAGUCAAGUAAACUCAACAAAGUAACCGUCAUCUUUCUUCAACCCCAUGUUUACCCUCCCACCGACGCUUCACACUGAUUCCAUCUAAAUGAUCAUAAUCGGAGGUUUUUUUCAUGUACAACAACAUCAUCCCCACACAGAGUAAUGAUAAGAUUAAAACAGUAUCCUCCAUCUAACAUAGCCAAGAUUAUCUUUCCGUCUACUAUACCACAGUCAUCAGGGGCGGCUCAUUAACCACCCUCCACAGUAACAACAUAUUUGAUCGUAGACAGGUUACACACUAUAUUUCAUCUAAUCAAGGAAGCUCAGCAAGGAGUCGCUCAGAGCUACCCCCUUGAUAUUUCACAGGCAUCAGGGUCAGAUGGUCAGGCACAAUCAGUAUCAAUAUAAUUUUCACCCACAGAACGUUCUCAUAACAAAGAUCAUACAUCGGGCAACACCUACAAAAGGUGAACGAUUCGUUCACCUUUUGUAGAUUCUAAAUUAAUCAGGACAGCUCAUCAGGCACAGGCAAUAUCAACAUAAUCAUCACCCACAGAACAUUCUCACAACAAAGAUCAUAAGUCAAACAACACAUUCAGCAACACCACAGAAACGAUCCUGCCCGGGUUUCUAAAUUUAUCGAGGCCGGCUCAUCAAACACAGUCACUAUCAGCAUAAUCUUCACCCACAGAACAUUCUCACAACAAAGAUCAUCCAUCAUAGGACACAGCUGACAAGGAUAAAUUUCUCAGAUUACUAAAUUAAAUUAAAUUAAAUUAAAUUAAAUUAAAUUAAAUUAAAUUAAAUUAAAUUAUUAUUAUGUAGAAACUUUGUUAUGUAGAAAAGGU
Paramuricea clavata is the source of this 2644-nucleotide messenger RNA. Lineage: Eukaryota; Metazoa; Cnidaria; Anthozoa; Malacalcyonacea; Plexauridae. The record is from the annotation of a GenBank genome assembly.